Molecule: messenger RNA, 696 nt
Organism: Symbiodinium sp. CCMP2456
Lineage: Eukaryota; Dinophyceae; Suessiales; Symbiodiniaceae
Source: the annotation of a GenBank genome assembly
AUGUGCAGCCAGGUCACUCGCACAGACGUUUGGCACGAUCCGAAGGAGCCUGCCAUCAUCUCCGUUGCCAAGUUCUCACCUGAGAAUUUUCGGCCCGUGGGCUUUGCAGAGAAUGCGCCUAUGCCCACCAGCACUGUCCCAGAGGGGACCUUGGACUUCCGAGCCAAUCGUCUCCCGAUCGGGCAUGCAGAUCGGCGACCCUUCAUAUAUUUCAUGACGGCGGGCGGUGCCGUGAUUGCCGCCUCCAUGAUCCGCGCCAUGGCUGGGAAGCUCAUCUUGACGCUCUGGCCUGCCAAGGACGUCUUCGCAGCUGGAAUCGUGGAGGUUGAUCUGCGGCCUAUCCGCGUUGGACAGAAUUUCACUGUCAAGUGGCGCGAGAAGCCGGUGUUCAUCCGCAAGCGCACUGACGAGCAGAUCUCGUCUGCCCGGAAGGACGACGUCGUUGCACCUUCAAUGCGCGAGCCAGCCACGGAUGCCGAGCGAUGCAAGAGGCCCGAGUGGCUGAUCUGCAUCGGUGUCUGCACUCACCUGGGCUGCAUCCCCCAGCCUGAUGCUGGCAACUACGGUGGCUACUUCUGCCCUUGCCACGGUUCUCAUUACGACUAUGCUGGCCGAAUUCGCCAGGGCCCCGCGCCGAAGAACCUGGAGGUUCCUCCGCAUUCCUUCCUGGACGAGAACACUGUCAAGUUGGGAUAG